This is a messenger RNA of Volvox carteri f. nagariensis, 3183 nucleotides long. RefSeq lists its product as uncharacterized. The record is from RefSeq and is a predicted model, not a curated record. Bases 1 to 3183 code for a protein of 1060 amino acids. The transcript has 4 exons. Lineage: Eukaryota; Viridiplantae; Chlorophyta; Chlorophyceae; Chlamydomonadales; Volvocaceae.
AUGCCGUCCCUUUCUGGAGUCGUGCGCCAAGAGCUUCGGCGGUACUCGGAUAAACUCUGUAAGGCUCUUGCCGGUAUCCACCAGCGUGGCCCUGUCACCAAAAUUGAACAUGUUACCGCAAUUUUAUCCGAGGUUCAUGCGCUGUUUGAGGAUGACUUCUUGGACCGCCUUGAACCGUCUGGCUGGAUCCAGCCUUUGCUUGAAUCCUCGCUCGUCGCCAAGUCCGCGCAGCUUAUAGACUGCAUCCUACAAACUUAUUUUCAAGCAAAAGAUGCUGGUCUUUUUUCAGUUGCUGCAGUUAGCGGGGACCAUGUCAAACGCUACAUCUGGGCACAGCUUGUGGCCCUGGAAAUAUUGCAAGCAGCUUUCCCAAUCCAGUGGGCUGUCCAAGCAGUCCAGAUUGAGGCUCUUUCCACUCCGGUGCCACAGCGCCUGGGCGGCCGACUGCUGGAGCACCUCAGCUCCGCGUCUCUCCUGCAGGCCCUGGCCGACGCAACCCGCUUCGUGAAAGAGGAGCUUUGGACGGCCGUCAGCGACGGCAGUGCCAGGGCCUCCCCCAUCUGUGACUUCUCCAGCAAAGCAGAGGCCACGACCGAUGACACCGCCAGGCGGCGGAGAGGCGUCCUUGACAUUUUUGGGCCCCGCUUAGAUCGCGUGCUGGGCAACGCUGGCGGCGGCGGCCACGGCAGCGACGCCGCUGGCGCCGCCGGCGCCCGCGUCUUGACGUUCGUGGCCCAGCACCUUUCUUGUCUCUCAGCAUCAUUCGAGGAGGACCAGUUAACGGAACCCCACGGCUCAGCGUCGAUUGUGCCCGCGCUCACGAAGCUCCUCGCGUCGCUUACGGACAGCGGCGUGCUGACGGCGCUGUGCGCUGCCGUACUGUCCGCGCCACCGGGCACCUCGCCGCCGAGGCACGGUGAUGCCGUCGCCGACGAUUUCACGAUGACGAUAGCAGAGGUACAGCUGACGACGUGCAUGGCGCUGUGGGACAUCUCGGCGCUGGUGGCUGCGUACGGCACUCCCGUCGCGGCGUUGCUGGCGGCGCCGGAAGUCCUGCAGCUGCGCCGGGCCGCCCUGGAGCAGCUGGUCGAUGUCAUCCACAUUUUGGUUGAUGCCGCCGUCGGCGCCGUCAACAUGUCGCAAGAUUUCGGCGCUCGCGCCGCCUCCACCGCCGCAGAGCAGCUCUUCCCAUCGCGUUUCGGCGCCGCGGACCUCACCAUGCGGGUAUGCCGUGCGUUGUACGGCCACGCGGCGGCCGGAGACCCGAAGCCGAUGCCUGGUCGCGGCAGCUCGCCGUGGCAGUCGCCGUACAUGUCUGCCGGCGGCGGCGGCAGCACCAUGGCGGCCAGUAGCCGCAGUACCAGCAGUGGCGGCACCGGUGGCGGCGGCGGCAGCGGCGGCCUGUCGCUGCAACAACGCAUCCAGCUCGCCGACGAUGGCUCCUCGGUGGAGAUUGCGCUCCGAAUCCGGAUGCUACAUGCGUCGCCGGCGGAGCUGCACUUAUGCGCGCCGGCGGUUGUCAGUGUCCGUGGCUGGGUGCAGCGCUUGGCGGCGGCAGCGGCAGCGGCGGCGGCAUCUACCGCCGGCUCGACUGCCGCCGCCGGCGCAUCCACCAAUGCCGCCAGCCAGCCGGGGCUUACGCCGCACCUGGCAGUGGAGGAGGAAAGCCCCGCGCCCUCUCAGUUGUCGUCGCCGAGCUCGGCGGACGGUACGACAUUGUACGGCGAUGACCACAGCCCCACGCCAUACCCUGCAACGGGCCAUGAGGACCACCUAACAAGCCUUGAAGGAGAUUUGCAGCAGAAGCAGCGCUGUAGUCCGAUGACUGUCCGCGGCGGCGGCGGUGCAGCCGCUGCUGCUGCCGCUGCCAGCCCCGCCGACUCGCCCACCCCGGUCGCCGCCCAAGCGGGGACGCAGUGCUUACCCAUUGCCUCAGAACACGGACCCAGUGUCGCCACUGCCAGGGGAUCAAAACAGAAAACCAAAUCCGCGGCCAGGCGGAUCUUCAGCUCCUCAACUGGACAGCUGCCGGGACAGUCGGGCAGCGUCAGCGCGGGGCCGUCGUCCCCAGUACGGCAGUCGCGGCGGCUGUCCGACAGCCUCCGAAGGUCCUUCGAACGCCUGAGGAACUGGGUUUCGUCGCGCCGUUCGCACGAGGCAUUUGCGGCGCCGGCAGAUUUGGAGGCUGAGGCUGUGUUGCCCGUCCGGGUGCUGACGCCGCUACGGCACGGCAGCGCUCCUGGCGGCAGCGGCGGCGGCGUCGACGACAAGUCGCGGCCGAGGAUGCAGACGGUGCCGUCGGCCUUGCUGCACAGCGACUCCGGCGCAGCGACCCCACAUGCGCAGAAGUACUUGCUGUCGUCGCCCCCGCCGCAGCCCGCGAUGGAAGUGGAUCAGCAAGUGCCGAGGUCAUAUCCGGGCACGCCGCCAUGCGCGCAGCCGCCGCCGCCACCACCGCGAUAUAUGACGACAACGGCGCCGACAAGCAUUGCUCUGGGAACGCCCCCACGACCGCCGCCCAGCAGCGGCGGCGGUGUCGGCAGCAGUAACCGCCUCCGGGCUGCGGCGUCUCCAUCUUCCACGUUCGUGCCGUCCCCGUCAACGCGUCUGGCGCCACCCGCUGCGAUCGACAUCAUCGCCCGAGUCCCUGUAGUACAUAGCCCAGGUCACGUGUACAGCGUUGGCGGGUAUCUGUACGGCAGCAGCGCUGGCGGGUAUCCGUACGGCAAUAGCAGCAGUACUGGCGGCGGUGGCACCGACCGCCUCAUAAGUGGCGGUCGUAUUCUUCCUGCGGCCCAAGGACUGAGCUCCCCCGGGGGUAUUCCGACAUCAACCCCCCCGACAUCAAACGGCUUUCAAACGGGUUCUGAGUCGCCGGGGGCGGUGAGGGGAUUGGGUAUCGCGGGGGGAGCAUGCCCCGCGAAGGGCCACUUCAGCGCCGUCGUGGCCGCCACUGCUGCUGCUGCCCCUACAGUGCAGGGCUUGGCGUCGCCAGUGGCGGCGGUGCCGCCACUGCCGGAGGCUCCGCCGCCUCCUCGUCGUCGUUCCGUACUGCGGUCCGGUGUGCUGACGGCGCCGCUGCGGUUGCUGCGGCGGCGGCAUCGUCGAGACUUACAGAUGGACGCUGAGGGCUGCCCUCUCUGGCAGGGCCAGGGCCAGCUCGCACGGACGCUGCGGCUGUAA